Pygocentrus nattereri (red-bellied piranha) is the source of this 2449-nucleotide messenger RNA. Its product is annotated as RING finger protein 225. Gene Ontology annotation, molecular function: ubiquitin protein ligase activity. Gene Ontology annotation, biological process: protein ubiquitination. The record is from RefSeq and is a predicted model, not a curated record. NCBI's taxonomy places the organism in Eukaryota, Metazoa, Chordata, Actinopteri, Characiformes, Serrasalmidae. The transcript has 2 exons. The coding region runs from base 449 to 1036 and encodes 195 amino acids.
UAUAGAUGGAUGUGUGGAGUCUGCAGACACCCACACACUCACACUCUCUGUGCCAUAUUUGACUACUCUGUGUGUGUUUCCUGGUGCAUGUUAUUCCAGUAUGCAAAUCCCGCAGACUCCAUGAAGUAGAGGAGAACAUCAGAGAAACGGAGAGGGAGAGAGGACGAGAGAGUAAUGGUCUAUAUAAAGCUUUAGCGUGGGGGAGGAAGGUGGUCCACAGAGUUUUAAUGAAAUAAUGAAGUGAGUUCCACAGGCUGAGCUGGAGCGAGGCUGAGGUGGGUGAUGGAUCGUCUCCUCUGGCGAUGAGAGCAGAAGGUGCAGGUGAGUGAAAGUGUUUGGUUGUGUAGACUAGCAUCAGCGUUCCAUCACAGAUGCCCACCACUGUGCCUGAGGACCCUCCAGCAAUAGAUUACAACCUGUGACCUUUCUGUCAUCCCAAAAACUGCCCAUGGAUCUUUACGUCAAAGACCCGUACGCCCCCGAUGACCCGCCAGUGGAUGACGACUGCUUCCCGGACCUGGAGUGUGCCGUGUGCUUCAGCCAGUUCAACAACGUCUUCAACACGCCUAAGAUGCUUGAAUGCAAGCACACCUUCUGCCUUGAGUGCCUCGCCCGCAUGAAUGUCAAAUCCUCCCAGCCCGAAACCAUCCAGUGCCCACUCUGCCGGGCGUACACCCCCUUACCCACCCUGGGCCUGCCCAAGCUGGCUACGGACCCUGCGGUACUGUCCUACCUCCCGGAGGCCAUGCAGCGCGUCUACAGCAUCCGCUUCAACCGGGACCGGGGGAAGUUACAGGUGAAGCGAGCACCCAGCUCGGUGCCGCCCUGCCCGGGCGAAUCCCGCCACAGCGUGGACCUCGGGGUGCCCGUCGACUCUGAGGACAGUGACAGGAGGAGUGAAAGUGGCUCGUUCUGCGCUAGGCUGAUACGCAAGCCCCUCUGCAAGGGGCUCUUCAUGGCUUCUGGAGUGCUCAUAAUGGUCUCACUCACCAUCGGCAUCGUCAUCAUCCUGUCUCAGAAUAAGAAGUCAUCUUAGUUGCUGAACAUCUGAUUUCACAAGAUGCUGGAAAUGGACUCCUUCACCAUCAGCUUCGUCAUCGUCUCCUCAGGAAGUGAUGUUGGGGUAAACGGCAGAGUUUCCUGUGGUAUAAAAGAACUAAUUCUUGCAAACUGUCUCUCUUAUUAUUAUUUAUUCCACAGAGGAGGUGAUGUCAUUGUUAGGUGGAUAUCAAUAGAGUGCCACGUUCCUGCCGGAGUUCCCUGUACUGUGUAAACACGAAGACAUUUGAUCCAGUUCAAGCAAUUUUUUUCAAACUGUCCAUUUCAGUGAGUCAAACUUCCAAUUCAACGAAUCACUGAUUCUCAAGUUAAUGUGAAGGAGCUGAUAGUCAUCUCCCUCAACAUCGACAUCAUCUUCUCACAGAGGAAGUGACGUCAAUGACAAAGACAAAGACUUAAAAGAAAACACACAAACAUAUUACCUAUGCCACUUAUCUUUCUGGGUCAUGGGGGUACUGGAGCCUAUCCUAGCGGUCACUGGGCAGAAGGCGGGAAACACCCUGGACAGGUCCUUAAAGGAAGAGAUAAGUGGAAAAACAAACUGACAAGCCCCAGUGGAGUCCAUCAGAGAUGGAGUGAUCUAUCACCGUUUUCUAUAAGCAGUUUUUACUUGUUAGCAUUGUAGCUACAAAGCAAAAACAAAGAUGACACCAAACGUGCCUUGAAUUAUGAACUACAGCUGCGCAAAUGUGAUGUUAUGCUGCACAGCAAGUUUUGGGUCCCAAGCAUAACUUUUUCAAAUUGGACAAUGUAGUUCAUGUUCAGAGGGUUUUAUUUCAGACCUGUGCUACUAUUAUGGACUAAACUAAAGCAUCACUGACUGUUCUUGUGUCAGUCCCAGAUAGCAAGAACAUAGUAGCCCACUGAUGGCAAAGCUGGCGGCCCACUGACUUUUUACUCAGCAUUUUUCUGGCGGCCCCCUGUUGGUUAAGCAGUGUAUUAGACAAAAUGUCACUUAUCAUCACUCCUUUUCCUUCGUUUCUAACUUUCGUUAUCCGUUUUAGUAAUUAGUAAGUAAUUGUAACAGGAAUGUUGCAGAAAACUAGUUCUUAUAAUAAAAAUCUAGUUAGUUCAGUGGCCUGAGGAUGGCAAGAAGUCAGCAGGGUGUCAGCUUUAUCGGGCCAGCUAACUGAUACAUGCUCGCUAUCUGGGGUGACGUACUGCAUGGCAGUGAUGUUUUACGUUUCAAUGUAAAAAUACACUGUUCCAUGGAACAAAGAUAGGAACUGAACUUCCGGGUCUUGGAAAUCCCCACUAGCCUAUAAAAGCCACUCUUUGCACAAUUACCGACUUCCUUCUGCUGUGAAAGUGCAAACUCACAGCUAUUGGCAAAUCUUAGUGUGCAGAUAUUCUGCAAUUGUGCUGAAAUUAAAGCAACAGUUUGGUGAAA